Messenger RNA from Closterium sp. NIES-67, 1101 nucleotides. The record is from the annotation of a GenBank genome assembly. Lineage: Eukaryota; Viridiplantae; Streptophyta; Zygnematophyceae; Desmidiales; Closteriaceae.
CCCGGCUCGAAGAUGAUGGGCGCGCCGGAGAAGACAAUGGAGACACUCGCCAGAUUCGAGAAGGACGUGAAGCGAACCGACACCGGGUUCCUGGCGAUAGCAACAGAGGUGGAGAAUGACGGAGAGAAAGCCUCGGAAACUCCAGAAAAAAUCAAGGAAUUUCUGAAGGAGUUCCAAGACAUUCUUCCUGACGAUCUUCCGAACGAGCUACCGCCAUACCGAACGCAUCAACACGAGAUCGUGCAGGAACCGGGUUCGAAGCCGACCUUCCGAGCACCAUACCGGCUCAGCCCUACGGAGCUGACUGACAUGAAAAAACAGAUCGAGUAUCUCCUAGCCAAAGGACUCAUCCGGCCAUCCACUUCGCCAUACGGUGCCCCAGUACUCUUCACACCGAAACCGGACGGAAGCCUGCGCAUGUGCAUCGACUACCAAGCUCUUAACAAGCAGACCAUCAAGAAUAAAUAUCCGAUACCGCGAAUCGAUGACCUGCUUGACCAGCUUCGGGGAGCUACGGUCUUUUCCAAACUGGAUCUGCGGUCCGGAUACUGGCAGAUACGGAUGGCGGACAACUCUAUCCACAAAACUGCUUUCCGAACUCGGUACGGAUCGUACGAGUAUUUGGUAAUGCCGUUCGGACUCACCAACGCACCGGCAACGUUUCAAGCCGAAAUGAACCACAUUCUACGACCACUUUUGGACGAGUGCGUGGUGGUGUACCUGGACGACAUCCUUAUCUACUCGAGCGACAUGAAGCAGCACAUCGAGCACUUGCGACGCGUCUUCGAAAUCCUUCGACGAGAACGGUUCUACGUUAAACUGUCCAAGAGCAAAUUCGCCCUUGAGAAGGUCCAGUUCCUAGGACACCUGGUGAGCGCUCAAGGAGUUCACGUCGACCCCAAGAAAAUCGAAGCCGUACGCACGUGGAAGACACCCGAGAACGUGAAGGAGUUGCAGCAGUUCCUAGGCUUCGCUAAUUACUACAACAGGUUCGUGCCACAAUAUGCGAAAAUCGCAGCACCACUCACGAAUCUGCUGAAGAAGAACACGCCCUAUAAAUGGGAACCAAAGCACUAGGAAGCCGUGGAGCAGCUGAAACAA